AAAGCCUGUGCGUCUCUGGGUUUAAAGGAUAACAUCUUCCAUUUCACAAGCGUAUUUUUUUCUCUUAAAGAUGUCAAGUGAAAUAAUCAUGAAUAAUGGGUACAACACUGAGGAAGAAGAAAUAAGGCUCAAUUUCAAUCAGCGGAAUAAGAAUCAAGAUGAACAGUACCUUGAAAAAGUGGCAGCAUCAGUGUCAGAAUUACAGGGUAAAAGAAUGAAUAUCAAAGUAAAGGAUAUGGGAGAUUUUAAAUUCACAAUUGGAGGCCUGGAUAACACCAGCUACAAAGGAGAUGAAGACCAGACAGAGGAUUGGGAAAAUGCAUUCCUGCCUAAUAGUGUAAAAAUGGAGGUACUGGGAGUUGUGAAGAACCUCGUCUUCCCAAAUGAGUGUGUCCAACUGGUCAUAAUGCUGUGUGAGGACCGCCAGGUGUAUGCUUACGAUGGAGAGGAGAUGCACCUGGUCGCUUUGAGAUUGGAGGAUCUCCUAGACUCUGGGCUUCAGUAUCCUGGCAUCCAAACGUUUAACUAUGGUCAACGAUUUGAAAACAUGACAACCAAGGAGUGGAAGAAACUGAAGCCAGAACAUAACACAGAAGAUGAAAAACAUCUCACUCUCAUCAAAUCAAUGGAGACAGAGUUUCUGGAAAGCAUGAGAAAGCUUAUGAUUGAUCAAGGACAGAACAAAUACCUAAAGAGGUCUUCUCCUGAUUAAAGCCAAAAAUAUGAAACAAGAGAUAGGAGCACGUAGGAGUCACAGGCUUCAAAUUGCCUAUUGAAGCAAUACAUUUGGCAAUUAUACCAACUUUAUUU
Esox lucius (northern pike) is the source of this 810-nucleotide messenger RNA. RefSeq lists its product as uncharacterized. The record is from RefSeq and is a predicted model, not a curated record. The coding region runs from base 71 to 712 and encodes 213 amino acids. NCBI's taxonomy places the organism in Eukaryota, Metazoa, Chordata, Actinopteri, Esociformes, Esocidae. The transcript has 5 exons.